Messenger RNA from Onychostruthus taczanowskii (white-rumped snowfinch), 986 nucleotides. RefSeq names its product heparan sulfate-glucosamine 3-sulfotransferase 6 (gene HS3ST6). The record is from RefSeq and is a predicted model, not a curated record. Bases 1 to 981 code for a protein of 326 amino acids. The transcript has 2 exons. Gene Ontology annotation, molecular function: [heparan sulfate]-glucosamine 3-sulfotransferase activity. Lineage: Eukaryota; Metazoa; Chordata; Aves; Passeriformes; Passeridae.
AUGGGAUGUAGCGGGCGGCUGCUGGGACCCGCCGGGGGCCGCCGCGCCUCGCUGCUCCUCACCAUGAUCCUCUUCUUCACCUACUUCUUCUCCUGCCUGCCCGGGCCCUGCGAGCCGCUGCCGCCCGCGCUGCUGCUGCCGCCGCCCGCCGCGCUGCCCGCGGGCCCGGGGGAGGCGGCGGGGGGCGCGGGGGGCUCGGGGGGCGGCAGCCGCCGCUUCCCCCAGGCCAUCAUCGUGGGCGUGAAGAAGGGCGGGACGCGGGCGCUGCUCGAGUUCCUGCGGGCGCACCCCGGGGUGCGGGCGGUGGGCGCCGAGCCCCACUUCUUCGACAGGUGCUACGAGAAGGGGCUGCGCUGGUACAGGAGCCUGAUGCCACGGACCCUGGAGGGCCAGAUCACCAUGGAGAAGACCCCCAGCUACUUUGUCACCAAGGAGGCCCCGCGGCGCAUCCACAACAUGUCCCGGGACACCAAGCUGAUCGUGGUGGUGCGCAACCCCGUCACCCGCGCCAUCUCGGACUACACGCAGACCCUCUCCAAAAACCCCUCCAUCCCCAGCUUCCAGGCCCUGGCCUUCAAAAACCUCAGCACGGGACUGAUCGACACGAGCUGGAGCGCGGUGAGGAUCGGGAUCUACGCCAAGCACCUGGAGAACUGGCUGCAGUACUUCCCGCUCUCCAAGUUCCUCUUCGUCAGCGGGGAGAGGCUGGUCAGCGACCCUGCCGGGGAGAUGGGCCGUGUCCAGGACUUCCUGGGGCUCCACAGGGUGGUGACGGACAGACAUUUCUACUUUAACGAGACCAAGGGCUUUCCCUGCCUGAAGAAGCCCGAGGGGGGGAGCAAACCGCGCUGCCUGGGGAAAUCCAAGGGGCGGCCGCACCCCACAAUCGACGGGCAGCUGGUGCAGCGCCUGCGCGAGUUCUACAGACCCUUCAACAUGAAGUUCUACCAGAUGACAGGGCAGGAUUUUGGGUGGGACUGAGCCCA